Messenger RNA from Dunckerocampus dactyliophorus (ringed pipefish), 1164 nucleotides. RefSeq names its product hepatitis A virus cellular receptor 1 homolog. Bases 96 to 866 code for a protein of 256 amino acids. The record is from RefSeq and is a predicted model, not a curated record. The transcript has 7 exons. Lineage: Eukaryota; Metazoa; Chordata; Actinopteri; Syngnathiformes; Syngnathidae.
UUGCAAAAAGCACCUCGUUAGAACUCGGUCUUAGAAUGUUCAGUUCACAGCGGGUGGUGACCCUCACAAGUUAAAUUCCAAGUGUCGACGCGAAGAUGGUGAGCCACUUGAAGUUGCUGCUGCUGAUUUGCCUCCGUACAGUCAGUAAAAUUAGCAGUUUAUCCAUCGUGGGACAAACUGGUCAGAACGUCACUCUGCCAUGCAAGUACAACGUUAAGAAAAAUGGACUUUUGUCGACUUGCUGGGGCCGAGGAGUUAUACCAUUUUCAGGCUGCAACAACCUGAUAAUCAGCACCAGUGGGUUAAAGGUCAUAGGAAAAUCAAACAGGUAUAAGCUACUGGGUCCGCUGAAGUCUGGAGACGUUUCUCUGACGAUCCUGAAUGCAACAAAGUUGGACGGUGGACUGUAUGGCUGUCGGGUGGAGAUCCCUGGUUUUUGGAAUGAUGACACACAUUCCAUCACGCUGACCAUAAAGGAAGCUCCUCAAAUGACCACCACCACUGUAAAGACAGAUGUGUCUACAGAGAAAAUGGCAGCCACCAUUACAGCAGUUGAUAUGACCUCUACGGAAAGCCUUCAAACUUCCUCCUUAUACAACAUCAAAACAAAAACCAAGAAAGGUAUCAGCGUCUCUAUGAUUGUGAUGGGUGUCCUUUUUGGGCUGAUCCUUUUGGCCACAGUCAUCGUCAUCACCGUCAUAGGUAGACGUCGGAAACGACUCCUCAAAAUCCACCAGCAGCAGCCACCCGUUGCUGUUUCCAUGCGGCUCAGCUCUACUUCGUCGUCUCUGCAUUUCCACAAUCACACUUCAGCGGUGGAGAACAUCUACCAGAUGGAUGAAGUGGAAUAUGACUACUUACCCUGACAGUCCCAUCACCUCCAUCUUAACACCAUGCGUCCAAUUCUGACUGACAGGCAUCAUCAAAACAUACCAUUUAAAACGCUAUUAUUUAAUUUGACAAAUAUAAGCAUCGCAACCCUAAUGUGAGUCUUACAAAAGAUAUUUUGUAGGUUCUGUAGAUUUGUGAGUCAGAAAAUAUAUUAAUUAUAUUCAUUUUCAUUAGUUUUCAUCAUAAAUAUAUUUUAUAUUUUUUAUAUUUUUCAAAUGUCUUUUUUAAUAGUGUAUUAUUAGUUUUCAUUAUUCAAGCUCAUUUUGUACUUUU